Molecule: messenger RNA, 676 nt
Organism: Capsella rubella
Lineage: Eukaryota; Viridiplantae; Streptophyta; Magnoliopsida; Brassicales; Brassicaceae
Product: monothiol glutaredoxin-S4
Exons: 1
Coding region: 155-463 (102 amino acids)
Source: RefSeq, a predicted model, not a curated record
GUCAUCUCUUAUACAUCUUCACCCAAAGACUUGAAGCUUUUACUAGUUCUCUAACUUUCCAAUUUCACACCCUAUUCUCUAAUUUCAAUCAAAGGAUACUACAUUUUCAUCCUCGGUGAGUCGCUUUUCGAACAAAUUUCACGUUAAAACACCAAUGGAUAAGCUACAGAAGAUGAUCUCCGAGAAGUCAGUAGUGAUCUUCAGCAAAAACUCGUGUUGCAUGUCCCAUACUGUCAAGACUCUCUUCAUAGACUUUGGCGUGAACCCAACGAUCUAUGAGCUAGAUGAGAUCAACAGAGGAAAGGAGAUAGAGCAAGCAUUGGCUCAGCUAGGCUGUAGCCCUACCGUACCAGUGGUGUUCAUAGGAGGGCAGCUCGUUGGUGGAGCUAAUCAAGUCAUGAGUCUCCAUCUCAAUCGUUCUCUUGUUCCAAUGCUUAAGCGCGCUGGAGCAUUAUGGCUUUGAUUUCUAAAUAAAGGGAUAAUUACGUAAAGAAUUAACGUAGCAUGAUGAUAAUAAUGUAAUGAAAGUUAUCAAAGAUGACAAACAAAAACACAUAUACAUCAUACAUGUAUGUAUGAAAUGUUUUGUCUAUCUAAAUUUUGAUAAGAUAGACUAUGAGGGUACCUAUUUUGUAACGUCUGGGUAAACUUUAUAAUAAAAACACUUAGUGUUGGA